AUGGUUCGACAAGCCAAGGCUGCGUAUAACGCUGGUUUACAGAUGAACCAAAACACCGUGCUCUUCUCACUCCUGUCGUCGAAUUUGCCGGCCGAGGAGAAGACAGAAGAGCGGCUGUCCGGCGAGGCGAACGUCUUCCUUGCCGCUGGAACGGAAACAACGGCGACGGCGCUCAGUCUCUGCACGUACCAUCUCCUUAAGAACCCGGAAAUCGUGGCAAAGACGAGAGCUGAGCUGUUCGCGGUGGUGAAGAACCCGGAAGCGCUGCCUGACUGGUUCGUUCUUGAACGGUUGCCGUACCUGACCGCUGUCAUCAAAGAGACGCUCCGACUGAUGUACGGGCUCUCGUCGAGGUUGCCCAGAAUCGCACCCGAUGAGGAUGUGCUGUAUCAGGGCACGUGGACUCCUCCUGCGAUGACACAAGCAGUGAGCGUCAGACACGUGAUCCCCCGAGGGUAUGCCAUGGGCAUGUCGGCCUAUCUGGUACACACGGAUGAACGUCUGUUUCCGAACCCAGCCAAGUUCGCUCCUGAGCGAUGGCUUCUCAGAGACGGGAGGAAAGACAGGCGUCUUGAGCGGUAUCUCCUCACUUUUUCGAGGGGCAGCCGACAGUGUCUCGGUAUGCAGUACGUUUUUGCCAUCCCGUCUGUGGUUACCCAGUUCAUGCACCCAGCUGACCACAGGGCUUUCGACAGGCUAGCAUACUGCGAACUGUAUAUCGCUGUCGCGGCGCUGAUUCUGAGAGCCAUGGAUAACAUGAGGCUGUUCGACACAACAGAUGCCGACGUCGUGUAUGACUUCGAUCUCGCCCUGGGAAUGCCCAAGAGGGGCGGUAAGGGGAUUCGGGUCAACAUGAGCUGA
Messenger RNA from Colletotrichum chrysophilum, 861 nucleotides. RefSeq lists its product as uncharacterized. The record is from RefSeq and is a predicted model, not a curated record. Gene Ontology annotation, molecular function: oxidoreductase activity, acting on paired donors, with incorporation or reduction of molecular oxygen; iron ion binding; monooxygenase activity. The coding region runs from base 1 to 861 and encodes 286 amino acids. Lineage: Eukaryota; Fungi; Ascomycota; Sordariomycetes; Glomerellales; Glomerellaceae. The transcript has a single exon.